AUGCAUUUCUCCAGCCUCCUCGUCGCCUCGGCCCUCUGCCUGACCCCAGCCGUAUACGGCUAUGGCGUGGCCCAAGUCACAGUGAAGUCCCACGAAGAUUGCGACCCUGGCGCUCCCGCCAAUGACAAGCUUAUUGGAGAUGCCGAAACCACGUACGUCACCGAAGAUACUUGCGAAAAGGCCAAGAUCUCGCACAGCCUGUCAAUCGAUGCCUACUCGGUGAGCCUUCAAGACGUCACCAAAGAUACCUCUGAGCGCUGCCAUGGUCUGGGUGUCUAUGCGAAUGACCAGUGCAUUGGCGUCCCCAACGCAGUGGUUCCCUUCUACCCGGGAGAGGAGGAUGCCGAGAGCGGCUGCAUCCCGGAUGACCCGUUCGACAAAUACGUCUACGUCAGGCUACUGUGUGAUGGGGGUGACGGUAACGCGGAUGACCUGAAGAAAGUGGAAUCGCACAACCCUGCCGAAGAUCUCGCCAAGGACCCUAACGAUACUGAGAACAAUGGCGGCGGCAACAUACUCGGCGGGCUUGGUCUUGGUUUAUCUGAACUUCGAAUUUUUAUGCGCAAGAGACUGAACAUAUUAAAACUUCCGCCCAUUGUAGUAUCACCAUCAAACGCUACCGAGUACUACUAUGGAUUUCAAUUCCAGACCACAUGUGUAACCAUAGCACAACAAACAAACAACCACUCUCUAUCUACCAAUGGACUAAAUUCAGUGCGAUCGGUAGAUCAUCACCAAACUCCAAUCACAGACUGGUAG
Molecule: messenger RNA, 759 nt
Organism: Aspergillus niger
Lineage: Eukaryota; Fungi; Ascomycota; Eurotiomycetes; Eurotiales; Aspergillaceae
Exons: 3
Coding region: 1-759 (252 amino acids)
Source: RefSeq, a predicted model, not a curated record